This is a messenger RNA of Xiphias gladius (swordfish), 3316 nucleotides long. It is a transcript of the gene ppp4r4, whose product is annotated as protein phosphatase 4, regulatory subunit 4. NCBI's taxonomy places the organism in Eukaryota, Metazoa, Chordata, Actinopteri, Istiophoriformes, Xiphiidae. The record is from RefSeq and is a predicted model, not a curated record. Gene Ontology annotation, molecular function: protein binding; protein phosphatase regulator activity. Bases 148 to 2961 code for a protein of 937 amino acids. Gene Ontology annotation, cellular component: protein serine/threonine phosphatase complex; cytosol. The transcript is spliced from 27 exons.
CGUUCCUACCGCAGAGGGCAGAACAGUUGAAGCGGGUGUAGUAGAUGAGCGAAGACGCGUUAUAUUAUUAGAAUUCUGAACGGAGUCUGGCGUGACGCCCCCCCCUCCGGACUGAACGAGCAGGGAUCUCCUUGGAAACGUGAACAGAUGUUCUCCAGCAGAAUGAGUCUGAACCAGUCCAGCCUGCUGUACGGACAGCUGGAGGACCUGCAGGAGCUUGCCUUCAUCGAGAGGCCGAUUCGCAGGAGUCUCAAGACAGCUGAGGAGAUCGAUCAGCUGACUGUGGAUGAAGACCUGAAUGACAUUGAGAGAGCUGUCUACCUGCUCAGCGUGGGUCAGGAGGUGCAGAGAGCGAGUGUCAUCAGUAAUCUGCCAAGUCUCGUCCGCCAGAAUCCAGCUGAGACGUUUCGUCGGGUCGUACCAAAAGUCCGGGAGGUCCUGAAUGGAUCUGGAGCGGAAAUCCAGCUGGCGGCAGCAGCAUCAUUUUUAACCAUCCUACAGGAUGACAUUAUUCUGAUCCACACCCACACCUACUCGAUCCUGAAGACAGUCCUGCUGCACCUGAACCACCGAGACACAGUGGUUAGCAAUGCCUGGUUGGAGACUCUGCUGUCCGCCAUCAACGCUUUACCUAAGGAGACCAUCAAACAGGAGGUGCUGAACCCUCUCCUGUAUCAGUCUCAGCUUUCUCACUCUCUUCAGGCUCGUCUGGCCAGCUGUCGCAUUUUAGGAAAAGUUGCCUGCAAGUUUGAUUCCCACAUAGUGAAGAAAGAGCUGCUGCCUUUGGCUCGGUCUUUAUGUCAAGAUGUGGAGUUCGAGGUCCGAGCCUGUAUGUGCCGUCAGCUCGAAAGCAUCGCCAGGGCGACCGGGGUGGAGGACACCAGGAUGGAGCUGCUUCCUGAACUGGUGGAGCUUGCCAGAGACGAGGAGAGCAGCGUCCGCCUCGCUGCCUUCGACACCAUCAUCAACUUGAUGGAGAUGAUCGACAGUGAUGACAGACUUCAUGUAGUGGUUCCUCUGGUGAUGUCCGUUUGCGAGGCAUCGUCGCAGACGGACGAAGCUGUCGUGGCAUCUUUGUCAUUCCAGUUUGGGAAGCUCUGCAGUGGACUGGCAGGCUCUCUGUCAGACGAGCAGAAGGACCGGUUGCUGCAGAGGUUUAAGGUGCUGUGUGUCGCCGGUCUGCAGACCGAAGGAAACCAGACUGACAUCAACAAUGAGUCGAAGCUGAUCCGCUGCAACUGCUGCUACAACUUACCAGCCAUGGUGGUGUUUUCUGACUCAGCCCACUUCCUGUCAGAGCUCUACCCAUCUUUCUCCAGUCUUUGUUGUGACCCAGAGGUCAGCGUUCGACGAAGUGCUGCAGCCAGUUUCCACCAGGUGGUGAAGCUGCUUGGCUCAAACGUCCAGGUGGUCCACAAAGAGCUUCUGGUUCUACUACAGGACGAUGCUCUUGAGGUGCUGGAUGCCCUGAUGAAUCACCUGGAAGAAACUCUGGAGGCAGUACUGUCCAGAGGAGAGAACCUGACGCUGGACAGCAAGUUCACGGAGUUGCUGUCGGCUCUGUUGUUGGCGGAGCAGAAGGUCGGAUGUUCUCUGCGUUGGCGGCUGCAUGAGAAGCUGCUGCAGCAUUACAGCUGCCUGGCCAGACUGCUGCCUGGAGAACUGCUGCACCAGAGCUUCUCCCCUCGCAUCUUCAUCAUCCUCACCACCAAUAAGGUGUUGCCGGUGCAGAGGGAGGCGGCUCGGACUUUCUGCACAUUGCUCCGCUACAACCGCAAACAGGAGCAGCGUCAGGAAAUGAUGGAGCGACUGAUCCAAGAUCUGGCUAAGGGUCGGAGCUACUGGAACCGUCUGAGGUUCCUUGAUGUUUGUGAAACAGCCACUGAGAUUUUCUCCAGAAAAUACUUCAACAAACACUUCCUGAUUCCGGCACUGGAGCUGGUCCACGACCCUGUCGCCAACGUCAGGUAUAAGCUGUGCCAGUUGCUGCCCAGGCUACGUUCGUCGCUCCGCCUGCCGGCUGAUAAACAACUGCUGCAGCAACUCGACUUCUGCGUCCAGAAACUCCUCUGCAGGGAGAAAGACAAGGAUGUAGUGGCAACAAUCCGCAAGACAGUGUUGGAACUGGACAAAUUGGACCUCACAGAGCCUUUUCAUAAGAGGCAAGAGAGAGAUUUAUUAGACCAGAAGAAGGAGAAGGAGGAGACUCUGCUGCUGGAGAUGGAACAGUUGGAGCGCCAACAGAGCGAAGGGAAACUAAACUCUGAAAAACAUACAGACAGAAAACGAAGGGAAAGUAAAACCAGUCUCUCUGCAACCAAAUCCAUGUCUGUGUCCUCGUCUGGAGCUGCUUUGUCCUCUGGUAAGGAGAUGAGGAAGGCUAAACUGUCGCGGAGUCGGUCCCUCAGCAGUCAGCCAACAACAUCCAAACCCGCCAACUCAGACAGACCUCCGAAGGUUAAAGAGCUGAGCAGUACGUCUGGACCUGGGAAGUCUUCCAUGUUACAGAGCAAAGAUGACACCUUGAGGACUGCCCACUUUACCAUGGCAACCCAGUCCACCUCCUCCGUGCCGGUCCUGAUCCGCAGCAACACCACCAGCCUCCUGGACAGGGCCAGUACACUGGACCACAGAACUGGUUCCAUGGACCACAGGGCCAGUUCCAUAGACCAGAGAGACCAUAGAACAGGCACACUGGACCACAGAACCAGUAGCAUGGACCACAGGAACAAUAUGAAUGUGGUGGAUCAGAGAUCUGGUACAGCGGACCACAGAACCGGUACCUUGGACCAGAGAGACCACAGGACCAGCACCUUGGAUCAGAGAGACCAUAGGACCAGUACCUUGGACCAGCGCAGUAAAACGAUGGACCGGGGUUGCAGCGUUAAGGACAGCCAGUCCAAAAAGCUGUCGAUAAACAGGAAGUCGAACUCUUUCAGUGUGCAGUCGGGACGAGACUAAAGAUGAUGAUGUCAUCAUACCUCCAUAAGGCCAUCAGCCAAUCAGCAGUCAGGGAGCAGUUUCAGGACAAUACCCAGAAUGCAACAGGAUAUCAUCUCUGCCUUAUAGUGAUGAACAGAGACAGUAGAGUCUGACUUCUAUUUGUAUCUACUGAGCACUGUGUAUUCUAAUAAUCUCAUCCUCUCACCUGAUUUGUUCAGUAAACUCCACACAUACAAAUUGUUUCUGUGUUCUUACUGGUUGGUGGUUUCACCUGCUGACCUGUGAUUGGUUAAAUGAACGCUGACAUCACAGGACAAGGGUUUUGAGUGUUUGACAUCAGGAAGUGACAAAAACCUGCAGAGGGUUUCCAAUA